ACGAAAAAUUGUUUAAUUUAUCCUUACUGGGAGAAUCACAGCGAGAUCGAGCGACGCCGACGCAACAAGAUGACGCACUACAUCAACGAGCUGGCGGACAUGGUUCCGCAGUGCGCCGCUCUCGGACGCAAGCCAGAUAAGCUGACCGUUUUACGGAUGGCCGUCUCUCACAUGAAGUCCAUUCGAAGUACUGUCACUUGUUCAUCCGCCGCAAAUGGAUUUCUUUUCGUUGUAGCUUGCGACACGGGAAAAAUGUUAUACGUCGCCGAUUCUGUGUUUCCGAUCCUCAACUUAACAGAGUGCAUGAACCAGACGAUCUUUGACCUUGUCCAUCCAGAGGACGUGGAAAAGGUGAAGGAGCAGUUGUCGCCUUACGAUCUGACCAUGUCUAGCAGCGUGUUGGACUUCAAAAGUACUUCGAUGGGUCGCGUUCACACUAGUUCGCGGAGGGGGUUCAUUUGCAGGAUGAAGAUUGGUCUUAACCAUGGCAGUGUUAAUCAUCUUUCGCGUCUCCGAAACCGACGGCCGAUCUUCCACCAUGGUGGCAAUCAUUACGUCAUUAUACACUGCACUGGGUACACGAAGAACUGUCCACAACAGCGAUGUUUGAUCUGCAUAGGAAGAUUGCAGGUUUCCAGUAUGCCGACGUGCCACGAGUUUUCCAACUCGUCGCAGGAGUUCAGCACCAGGUUUAACCAAGACGGGGAAUUCACGUUCGUCGAUCACAAAAUCUCUUCUACCUUGGGCUACCGUCCUCAAGAACUUCUUGGACAGUUCUGGUGGCGAAACGUCCAUCCCGAAGAUCAGAACGCUGUUCGCGAAGCUUUUCAUCGUGGUACGUGUUUAACAUCUUUCCAAAACUUUUACACUAUUCGUGAAGAUAUUGGGGGGUGGGGAGGGGCUAUUGAAUGCCGCCCUGUUUGA
This is a messenger RNA of Soboliphyme baturini, 924 nucleotides long. NCBI's taxonomy places the organism in Eukaryota, Metazoa, Nematoda, Enoplea, Dioctophymatida, Soboliphymatidae. The record is from the annotation of a GenBank genome assembly.